Molecule: messenger RNA, 1542 nt
Organism: Penicillium cataractarum
Lineage: Eukaryota; Fungi; Ascomycota; Eurotiomycetes; Eurotiales; Aspergillaceae
Product: acyl-CoA dehydrogenase family protein
Exons: 3
Coding region: 1-1542 (513 amino acids)
Molecular function (GO): flavin adenine dinucleotide binding; heme binding; acyl-CoA dehydrogenase activity
Source: RefSeq, a predicted model, not a curated record
AUGCCCGCCCAAACCCUCACCCGCGCUGAGGUCGCCAAGCACAACACCGAGGACUCCCUUUGGUGCAUCAUCGACCACCGCGUAUAUGACCUAACCGACUUUGUCGACGCCCACCCCGGUGGCGGCGUCGUCCUGGCCCAAGUCGCCGGCCAAGAUGCCACCACCGAUUUCUACAACCUCCACCGACAAGAAGUCCUCGAGAAGUACCGCGACCAGCUAUGCAUCGGCACGAUCGAAGGCGAGAAGCCCGAGGUCAUCGAACCCAAGGUCGGCGCUUUGAGCCCCGUCCCCUAUGCGGAGCCUAUGUGGCUGCGCCCUCAGUUCAAGAGUCCUUACUACAAGGAGAGCCACCGCCGGUUGCAGAAGGCUAUCCGCGAAUUCACGGAUAAAUACGUCACACCCGAGGCCCAGGAGAAGGAGAGGGAUGGCACUUAUAUCAGCCAGGAGCUGAUCAACCGUAUGGCCGAGACGAAUGUCCUGGCUAUGCGACUCGGCCCCGGCAAGCACUUACAUGGUCGCUCGCUGCUCGGCGGUGUUGUUGACGGCAAGGAGUUUGACUAUCUGCACGACAUGAUUGUCACACAGGAGUUGGUCCGGGCGAAUGCUCGUGGUUUCCAGGAUGGAAAUAUGGCCGGUAUGGCUAUCUCGCUUACCGCUGUGCAGCAGUGGUUGCACAACGCGGAGCUUAAGGAGCGCGUCACCGCCGAGGUCCUCUCUGGUCAGAAGAAGAUGUGUCUCGCCAUUACCGAGGCCUUUGCUGGCUCGGAUGUCGCUGGUCUGAAGACCACCGCUGAGAAGACGCCAGAUGGCAAGUAUUAUGUUGUUAACGGUACCAAGAAGUGGAUCACUAACGGCAUGUUCGCCGACUACUUCGUGACUGGCUGCAAGACUGACAAGGGCUUCUCGGUCCUUCUGAUUCCUCGCGGUGAGGGUGUCGAGACUAAGCAGAUCAAGACCUCCUACUCAACCGCCGCCGCCACUGCCUUUGUGCAGUUCGAGAACGUCAAGGUCCCCGUUGGCAACCUGCUGGGCGAAGAGCACAAGGGUUUCAUCGUGAUCAUGAGCAACUUUAACCACGAGCGAUUCAUGAUGGUCGCCGCCGUUGUGCGCAUGUCUAUGACUAUUGUCGAGGAGUCUCUCAAGUGGUGCAACCAGCGCAUCGUCUUUGGCAAGAAGCUCGUUGAGCAACCCGUCAUCCGCCAGAAACUCGCCCGCAUGAUCUCCCUCACCGAGUCCAACCAAGCCUGGCUCGAAUCCAUCGCCUACCAAAUGUGCAACAUGACCUACGCCGAACAAGCCACCCACCUCGGCGGACCUAUCGGUCUGCUCAAGUCGCAUGCCACCCGCGCCGCCCAGGAGAUCGCCGACCACUCUACCAACAUCUUCGGUGGCCGUGGUAUCACGCAAAGCGGCAUGGGUAAGAUCAUUGAGAUGUUCCACCGCACGUAUAAGUUUGAUGCCAUUUUGGGCGGAACUGAGGAGAUUCUGGCGGAUUUGGGUGUUAGACAGGCGAUGAAGAAGUUCCCCAAGUCUAUGCUUUAG